CAACAUAAUUGAAAAAAGAGUGGAAUUUUUAAAAAAAUUAAAAAGAAUAUAAAAUUGCAACAAAAAUGUGAAAUAAAAUAACAAAAAUCUAAAAUUGAAAACAAAAUUUGAAAAAAGUAUAAAAACAUGUUGUUUACUACAAAACACCUAAUAAAAAACCAAUCAACCUAAAAAAAGUGAAAAAAACUUUAAACCAAAAAAAAAACUAAACUACUUAUGAAAACUAUUUAAACUAAAAAAUCAAACUCCCGCCUCUCCUUAAACCCCCUCCAAAAAAAAAAAAAAAAAAGAAAAGCAAAAUUUUGCUAAAAUGCUCAAAUUUAUGAAAAUGCAUUUGAGACAACUACAACAACAACAGCAUUUUGCAUUUCAUCAUUUAUGGAGUUAUUUGUUUAUACUGCUUUUUCUGCAAUUUGGAUACUAUACAGUUAAAGCCACAAAUUUAGCUCAAGUAGCCGCUUUGGCCACUGCCACAUCCGUUCAACAACAGUUGGCCGCCACCACACAGCCAGCCUCUACGAAUCAAUGUUCCUGGCAAUACAAUGGUACCACAUCAGUUAAAUGUAAUUUACGUUUGAUCGAACGUUCGUUGGCAUUGGAUUUACAAGGUGCUGAUGGUUUUAGCCAGCUGGAGAUAAAAUGCAGUGAUUUGUAUUUAUUUGAAUCACAACUGCCACAAGCGGCCUUUGCUCGCCUGCAGACAUUGGAUGAAUUGAAACUGGUUUCUUGUAAACUAUUGCAAUUGCCCAAUAAUGCUUUUGAGGGUCUGAAUACGGUCAAGACAUUAAGCAUAAAUACCCACAAUUCAGAAUGGGGUCCUAGCAAAACUUUGGAAUUAUUUCCCGAUUCUUUAAAUGGCCUAAAGCAGCUAACGGAGCUAGAAUUGGCGGAUAAUAAUUUGAGAGCCUUACCCUUGGGCUUCUUAUGUCCAGUGGGUAAUUUACAAAUAUUGAAUUUGACCCAUAACCGCUUUAGAGCUGCUGAAAAUUUGGGUUUUGCUGAUAUGAAUUGUAAUGGUGGCAGUGAAUUACAGAUUUUAGAUGCCAGUUUUAAUGAAUUGAGAUCCAUAACGGAAUCUUGGGGUAUCUCAAGAUUGAGACGUUUACAACAACUUAAUCUGCAGCAUAAUAACAUCUCGGAGUUGUCUGGUGAAGCCUUGGCGGGUUUGUCCUCUUUGCGUAUUGUUAAUUUAAGCAAUAACCAUUUAGAGACCUUGCCUGAAGGUUUAUUUGCUGGUUCCAAGGAAUUACGUGAAAUCCAUUUAAAAAAUAAUGAGCUAUAUGAACUACCCAAAGGAUUAUUUCAUCGUUUAGAGCAAUUGCUGGUGGUGGAUUUGUCAGGCAACCAAUUGACCUCUAAUCACAUAGACAAUACCACUUUUGCUGGCUUGAUAAGGCUGAUAGAAUUGAAUUUGGCCCAUAAUGCCUUAACACGUAUAGACUAUCGCACUUUUAAGGAGUUGUAUUUCCUGCAAAAUCUCAAUCUACGCAACAACUCUAUAGGCCAUAUAGAAGAAAACUCCUUCCUGCCUUUAUAUAAUUUACAUACUCUCAAUCUGGCUGAGAAUCGUCUACAUACUUUGGAUGAUAAACUGUUCAAUGGUUUAUAUAUUUUAUCCAAAUUGACUUUAAACAAUAACUUGAUUAGUGUUAUUGAACCUAAUAUAUUCAAAAAUUGCUCGGAUUUAAAAGAACUUGAUUUGAGCUCUAAUCAAUUGAAUGAGGUGCCCAAAGCUAUACAGGAUCUAUCGAUGUUACGCACCUUGGAUUUGGGUGAAAAUCAAAUACGCACUAUCGAUAAUGAUAGUUUCAAGAAUCUGCAUCAACUAACCGGUUUACGUUUGAUUGACAAUCAAAUCGGCAAUGUCUCAGUGGGCAUGUUUGCUGAUCUUUCCCGUUUAAGUGUUUUAAAUUUGGCCAAGAAUCGUAUACAAAGCAUAGAACGUGGCUCGUUUGAUAAGAAUUAUGAGCUAGAGGCCAUACGUUUGGAUCGUAAUUUCUUAUCGGAUAUUAAUGGUGUGUUUGCUACCUUAAUGUCUUUGCUGUGGUUAAAUCUGUCAGAGAAUCAUUUGGUUUGGUUUGAUUAUGCCUUCAUACCUUCUAAUCUUAAGUGGCUGGAUAUUCAUGGCAAUUAUAUAGAGGCCUUGGGCAAUUAUUACAAACUACAAGAGGAAAUACGUGUUAAAACUUUGGAUGCUAGUCAUAAUCGUAUUACGGAAAUAGGUCCUAUGUCUAUACCCAAUACUAUCGAGCUACUCUUCAUCAAUAACAAUCUCAUUAACACCAUCCAUCCUAAUACAUUUGUGGAUAAAGUGAAUCUGGCCAGAGUUGACUUAUAUGCUAAUGCCAUGUCUAAAUUACAACUACAACAAUUGAGGGUGGCUCCAGUGGGUCCCUUAAAGCAAUUGCCUGAGUUUUACUUGGGAGGCAAUCCUUUUGAGUGUGAUUGCACCAUGGAUUGGCUGCAGCGUAUUAAUAACUUAACUACCCGGCAACAUCCUCGUGUUAUGGAUUUAGCCAAUAUAGAAUGUGUUAUGCCUCAUGCUAGAGGAGCUCCUGUGCGCUCGUUGGGUACUUUGAAACCUCAAGAUUUCCUGUGUCGCUACGAUUCGCAUUGCUUUGCCUUGUGCCACUGCUGUGACUUUGAUGCCUGUGAUUGUGAAAUGACUUGUCCCAACAAUUGCACCUGUUAUCAUGAUCAGAUAUGGUCCACCAAUGUGGUUGACUGUGGUGGCCAACAAACUAUGGAAUUACCCAGAAGAGUACCCAUGGAUUCCAGUGUGGUGUAUUUGGAUGGCAAUAACUUCCCAGUGCUGAAAAAUCAUGCUUUUAUAGGCCGCAAAAACCUGAAAUCUUUGUAUGUUAAUGCCAGUCGUGUGGCCAGUAUACAGAAUAGAACCUUUGCUGGUUUGAUAUCCUUGCAGGUUUUACAUUUAGAAGAUAAUUUAAUGCAAACCUUGCAGGGUUAUGAAUUCGAACAUUUAUCCGCCUUGAAAGAGUUAUAUCUGCACAACAACCUGUUGACCUCUAUAGAAAAUGCCACCUUAGCUCCUUUGCAGUCUUUGGAGGUUUUACGUUUGGAUGGCAAUCGUUUGGUUACUCUGCCCAUUUGGCAAUUACAGCUGCCUCAGUUCAAAGCUUUACGUAACAUUGCUUUGGGUCGCAAUCAUUGGUCGUGUCGUUGUAAAUUUUUGCAAGAACUUACUUCAUAUGUGGCCGACAAUGCUGUCAUUGUGCAAGAUUCCCAGGAUAUCUACUGUAUGGAAGAAACCUCUGGCAUAUAUGCCUCUACUUUGGGUAGUGCUAGUGGUGGUGUGGGCAGUUUAGCCUCCGGCAAUCGUAAACGUGAAUUGGAUUUUAAUGUUACAGCCGCCUGCAGUGAUUAUUAUGCUGGUGGUUCUAUGCUGCAACAUGGCAUACCAAAGACUUACAUUCCUCUGCUGGCUGCAGCCUUAGCUUUAGUUUUCCUGCUUAUAGUGGUCAUUAUUAUCUUUGUUUUCCGUGAGUCUUUACGUAUCUGGCUAUUUGCUCACUAUGGUGUUAGAGUUUUUGGACCACGUUGUGAAGAAUCUGAAAAAUUGUACGAUGCCAUACUGCUACACUCUGCCAAGGAUUCAGAGUUUGUGAGUCAGUAUUUAGUGGCUGAGCUGGAAACCGGAAGACCUCCUUUGCGCAUAUGUUUGCAGCACAGAGAUCUAUCACAUGAUGCUACUCAUUAUCAAAUCUUAGAAGCCUCUAGAGUAUCUCGACGAGUGGUUAUUUUACUUACCAGAAAUUUCCUGCAAACCGAAUGGUCAAGAUGUGAACUGAGAAGGGCCUUACAUGACGCUCUCCGAGGAAGACCUCAAAAACUGGUGGUUAUAGAAGAACCUGAGGCAGUGUUUGAGGCCGAAAAUGAUAUAGAACUUUUGCCUUAUUUGAAGACUUCAGCUGUACAACGCAUAAGACGCAGUGAUCGCCACUUUUGGGAGAAACUGCGCUAUGCUCUGCCUGUUGACUAUCGCACGGGCAACAACUAUACUUUGGAUCAUAACCAUGAACGUAUUAAACAGCCUGCCAGUCCUGGUAUUUUAUAUAGACCUGCCCCACCACCUGCCUAUUGCCCUGAGGGAGAAGGUGAACAAAACUACUCCUCUGCCACUACAGCCACUCCUUCUCCCCGACCCCAAAGAAGAGGAGAACAACACUCCAGUACUUUACAUCAUCCCAGCAAUAGUUCACAUCUACAUCCAAAUGCUGUGCAGCAGGCAGUGCCCCAGUAUUAUCAUCAUCAAGCUGUAACCACAGCGGGUUAUGUGCAAAGGCCUCCCUCAGAGCAUAUAUACUCCAGCAUUGAUUCGGACUACUCAACGCUGGAUAAUGAGCAAAUGUUAAUGAUGCCACCAGCACCACCUUCACCUUCGGCAGUUACUGGUGCUGUGGGCAUAAAUAGUCUGCAUCGCAAUAUACACCCUCACCAGCUGCAACAGCAGCAGCAACACCAACAACAGCAGCAACAUUUAGCAAAUAUGUCGCAAACCUGGCGACCUCAAGCAAAUCAAAAACAACGUGCCCUUAGUGCUAUAGAUCCACAGCUACAACAUCCGGGCGCCGCUCAAACCUUGCAGCCUCAAGCUACAGCCAACCCUAACGGCUCCAGCAGCAGCAGUAGUAGUAGCAACAACCAAACAAUACAGCCUGGUCAACAACAAGGACCACAUGUGCAGGCCUAUUUAGUGUAAUUUUUUCUCUAACUAAACCAACACACAUACAAACACAUUUUAUAGUCAUAGUGCAAAAUAAACAAAAAAAAAAUUAAUAAUAAUUUUUACUAACACAAACAAAAAAAAUACUUUUUUUUAAAGAAAACCCAACAACAACAACAAAAACGUACUGAUUAGAACUGCAAAAAUAAAUUUUAAUAAUAAAUUAAAUAAUUUUUAAAUGUUUGCUUAAGUUUAGUUACCCCAAACAAACAAAUUGUGUAAAUUUUCCUAACAAAAGAGUAUAAAGCAAGAAACGAAGAGCAAAAGAGAGUUAAAAUAUUAAUAAACGACUGAGAGUGUAUGCGUUUUUAUUUUGUAUUUAUAUAUUUAUAAGGACUGGUUCCUGUUUAUUUUUAUAAUAAUUUCCUUAUAAUUUUUAAGUUUAUAUUUAAGUUGUAUUUUUAUUAUUAUUAUUUUUUAUAUUAUUUAGUACGAAAGUGAUAAAACAAAAUUAUAAUUAAUAAAAUGAAUGAAAAAAGUGUAAAUGAAUAACGAUACUGAUGAAAAAUUAUGAAUAAAGAAUAAUAAAAAAAAUUCUGUAAAAGGAAAAUGUAAAUAGUUGAAAAAUUAAACAAAAAUGAAAAUGAGUGUUUAUUUAUUUUUCUGUUGGAAAAAAAGGAGUGCUUGAAGUUUGAAGUUGUUUGUUUGUAUUUUGAGGAUCCUUGUCAAGAAAAAGGUUAGUUGUGCUAGAUUUUUUUCGACUUUUAGCUAUAGAAUUUAUUUGAAAGUUUUUUGAGUUUUUAGAUUUUUAUGUUCUGAUUUAGAUGUUAAUUUUAUGAGCAUUAGUUUAAUUUUAACAAUUUAAAUUAUUUAAUUUUCCUCUGAUUGCUUUGAUCACUUUUUAAAGAAUGUGUUGAAAAAUUUUUUAAGGAAAAAUAGUUUAACAUUGAAAGUUGUAUAAUCUGAUUAAUUUCAUGAUGACAAAAUUAUUUUGGAACCGGUUUCUUGUUAACUUUGCUAGCUUUUUUGUACCCUACACCCCUAUGUAGGGGUGGUAUUACAAGUUACUUUAAAAUAUGAAUUGAGUCGUAUAUUAAUCUAUUCGGAUUCAAUUUCUGUGUCGGUUUAGCUAUGUAUGUCUGUCUGUCUGUCCGUCCGUCUGUCUGUCCCUUCGACUGCUUGUAAUCUAACUACAGAUAUCAGAUAUCUUCUUGAAAAUAUUUAAAAUCGAUUCUUUAUAAAAUUGUUAUUUUUUUAAAUUUUGAAAAUUUUUAUACUUUUUUAAAAUUUUUGUAAAUUUUAUUUAUUUUUAACAAAUUUUGUUCAAAAAUUAGUUCCAUUCCUGAUAUUAGUUGUUAGCUGUGACAGAAUAAAAACAGAACAAUAAAAGCAUGUAGUUUUCAGACGAUAGUUUUCAAAUUAACGUUUAGUUUUCAGACGUUAACUUUUUGUGUAUAAAAAGAAAAUAAAAUGUGUAAUGACAAAAAUUUUUACCCAUAUUACCCAUAUUAUUUAUUAUUUACCCAUAUUAUCAUUAUUUAUGGACCAAUUUUACUGAUUUUAAAUUCUAUAAAUAAACAGACUGACGGACGGGUAUAACUUAAUCUACUCCCCUGUAUGUAUACAAAUUCUCACUCAUAAAUGUAAAGCGAGUCAUUCAUGAAUAUGAGGAAUAUUAUAAAUGCUGACAUAAAAAAAACAUAUAACUGCUGUAGGGUUUCAUAUAGUCGACUAUAUCCGACUACUCUUUUUUACAAGUUUUCCUUUUUCUAAUAAUAUUAAAAGGGAAAUUCCAUAGAUUAGUUCAUCUAGAAAACCAUAUUCAAAUAAUUUUUGAAAAAAAGCGUCUCACAAACCAACUUUGAAAGAAGAUUCGUAAAUAUUUGCAGAUUUAGUUUCUUAUAUGUAUUAAUGGUAUAAAAAGCAUCUAACUGCUGUAGGGUUUCAUAUGUUCCAACCAGUUUUCUUUUUUUUUUUUUUUUUGAUAUCGUUAAAAAGGAAAUUCUAUAGAUUAGUUCAUCUAGGAAACACUAUUCACAUAAUUUUUGAAAAAAGCGUCUCACAAACCAACUUUCGAGAAAUAUUCGCAAAUAUUCGUUGAGCAGGUUUCUUAUAUAUAGGAAUGGUAUAAAAAUCAUAUAACUGCUGUAGAGUUGUAUAUAUUCGACCAUGUCCAACUAUACUUCUUUAUCAGUUUUCUUUUUUCAUGUAGGAAACAUUACUCAAAUAAUUUUUGAAAAAAACAUCUCACAAGUUAACUUUGGAAAAAGAUUCGCAAAUAUUCACAGAGCUGGUUUAAUAUAUGUUUAAAAUGCUAUCAUGGUGGACCAUAUUCGACUGUUCUUACUUACUAGUUUUCGUUUUUAAUACCGUUUAGAAAAAAAUUUCAUACUUCAUCUAAUAAACACUACUUAAAAAGAAUCAUCUCAUAAACGAACUUUAGAAAAAGGUUCGCAAAUAUUCACAGAACUUAUCUCAUAUACAUACGAUUUUAUGCAAAUAUAUAUUCCCAGAAAAUAUGCUUGAAUUUUAUUCAAGCAACUCUUUUGUGUAUUAGUUUAUGAACAAUAAUGCCUCACAUAGAAAUAGUAAAUACGAAUGUUUAUCAAUUCAAAUAAAUUAUUCGCGAGUAAACUUUUUUUACAAUCUAUUAUAAUUAAUGUUUCCCCACUAGAUUACUAUAGCAUCGACUGACUACAUUUGUGCAUUACAAAGACUACUAAGGAUCAAACGAUGCAAAACUUGAAAAUUUAAAGCAACUUCAGAUAUUUGCAACAGUUGGAUAAGUGUUCGCGAAUGUGAACAGUUGUUUAAAGUUAAUUUUAUAAUGUGAGAAUAAGAAUCUACAGUUUUAGAUAACACAUUUCAACACAUUUUUAAACCGGAAACCAAAGUAUACUUUUCUAAAGGAUUGAGAUGCGUUGAAUAGGUUUUCGAGAUAUCGUGUCCAUUAAAUCGAAAAAAACAUUAUUUUAAAUACGACAGAUUGGUCUCUCAUAUAACACAACAAUUUUUUUUUUUUGAAAUAAAGUUCUUUUGGUGCUCUUUUUCCAAUCUUUAUGACACGAUAUCUACAAAAUCUGAUGUGAUACAGAAAUUUUGAGUCAGCGCUGCUAAAAGUAUAUUUUAGUCUCUGGGUUUCGACAUGAAAUUAAUUGAAUAAUUUAAGCACUUCUAAAAAAGACAAUAUAAAUCUAUUUUCAACUCUCCGUAAGAACUAGUUCCUCUCAAAUUAGUUCGGAAUGACUUUGUAUAUGAAUACGGAAGAUAUAGUUUUAAGUACCUAUGGAGUACCUUGUAGAUUUUUUUUAAAUUGUUUCAACAUUUUUAUCCUUUUUACUUACUACGAAAACUGUGAAGUCGAUACUGUGAACUCUUCCUUCCAUAGGCUCGCAGAGAAAACAGUAUUUUUAUGACAAUGAAAUAUAUUGGUUAAACAAUUCAACUAUGUAGUUGCCACAACCAAAUUUUGGAUAGCUGUGGAUUCAGUAAUGGCAACAUGGAAAGAAUUUCCAAAAAAAAAGUCACAAAUCUUCAAGGAUAUAUAUAUUAUUGUUAUAAUUUCUAAGGCGAUCUAGACAUGUAUGUUCAUCCAUCUAUCUUUUUGUCUGUCUGUCUUUCUGUCUAUCUGUCUAUCAUUCAGCCUGUUUGUCUAUCAUUCAGUCUUUCUUUCUAUGUUCAUCCGUCAGUCCAUCCAUCUGUUUGUCUGCCUGCCAGCCGCACUGUCCGUCUGUCUGUCUGUCUGUCUGUCUGUCCG
Messenger RNA from Lucilia sericata (common green bottle fly), 8441 nucleotides. RefSeq names its product toll-like receptor 7 (gene Toll-7). Bases 311 to 4720 code for a protein of 1469 amino acids. The record is from RefSeq and is a predicted model, not a curated record. Gene Ontology annotation, biological process: signal transduction. NCBI's taxonomy places the organism in Eukaryota, Metazoa, Arthropoda, Insecta, Diptera, Calliphoridae. The transcript has a single exon. Gene Ontology annotation, molecular function: protein binding.